GACAUACAUCAAGCGCUCUGCUGUGAAGUUGGACGUCAUGAUCAGGUUGGUGGUGAGUCAAACUUUUUUUUUUUAAUCUUCUAUCACACUGUCAUGUUUUUUAGUGUUGUUAUUGUAGCCCCAAUCCAAAAAUAAGAGAUCUCUUGUUUUUUAUGUUUUGCAGUUAAGAAUUGUGUUGCUGCUUGGCACAGGUACUGUGUUCCACGCCGCCGGCGGAAGCCCGGUGGACAAAGUCCCGGUGGACCGUAGAGGUGGACUGAAGAGAAGGAUUGUGAGACUAGUGGUGGAGAAUUUGUCGCAUAGAUCAGGUGGUCUGAUGGUCACCAAUUCUGCCCCAAAUAUUGCCAACAUGUCUCUGUCACCCUGGACAUACACCGAGUCCUGCGUGGCGUCUCGUCUCCCUCGAGUGCUCUCCGAUGCGCGCUGCCUGACUUCGGCUUGUCUCAGCCACCCAAGUGGAGGCGAGGAUGCCACCCUGGAGGUCCAGCCCAUCAAGUCCCAGGUCCUAGUUUUGCACAGAGUCCAAAACAAAAGACCAAAUACCAGGAGGAGGAAGAAGUUCAGACUGGAAGUGCAGACGAUCACAGUGGGCUGUACAUGCAUAAGGCGCAGUGUUUAACUUUUUUUUGUUUUUAAAUAAUACUUGCAACUUCAAUGCUUCCAGGUUUAUAUUUUUG
Molecule: messenger RNA, 677 nt
Organism: Syngnathoides biaculeatus (alligator pipefish)
Lineage: Eukaryota; Metazoa; Chordata; Actinopteri; Syngnathiformes; Syngnathidae
Gene: il17a/f3
Product: interleukin 17a/f3
Exons: 3
Coding region: 317-619 (100 amino acids)
Biological process (GO): inflammatory response
Cellular component (GO): extracellular region
Molecular function (GO): cytokine activity
Source: RefSeq, a predicted model, not a curated record